AGUAAGCAGAAUACCACAACCGGAAAAUGAGGGCCGAAUCAGUUAUUCUCUGCUUGGUUGCGUGUUUGUUUGUGUGCGGCGCGGUUGUUGUUGCGGAGGACUUGAGCACGGAUUGUGCGGAUGACUUUCAGAAAGUGAUGACUUGUCUGAGCUUCGCGACGGGGAAGGCGAACACCCCGACCAAGGAGUGUUGCAAUUCGGUGAAGGAUAUAAAGGAGAGUGACCCAAAGUGCCUUUGCUUUAUCAUUCAACAAACUCACAAUGGGAGCGAAGCGGUCAGAAGCCUCGGGAUUCAGGGAGCUAAGUUGCUUCAGCUCCCUUCUGCUUGUGCCGUCACUAAUGCCAACGUCAGUGAUUGCCCCAGGCUUCUAGGCUUGGAUCCAAAAUCACCAGACGCGGCCAUCUUCUCGAGUAAUUCGUCGUCAUCAGCAACUCCAGCAGUUCCGACAACAACGUCUCCAACAAAAAAUGAUGACUCAGAUGGAACCAAGCAGGGACCUAGCCUGGUUGUUCCUCUGCUGAUUGCUCUGACCAUGUCUCUGUCUCUAUCUCUAAGUGCUCUCCCUUCUGGGUCUGCCUCGAUGUUUUAACUUGCGCACAAUGAAGGCUUGGAAAACAAGCCAAAAUCAUGUGUUGCCCAGUCUGUUUCUUAAUUUUUUAACUUUGUAGGAGUUUCCCUCGUCGUUUUCUUUGCAUCUGCCAGUUUCUGCGACUUGAGUACUUCAAUGUAAACACCGUCUUUGGCACUUUGCCUUUAUGCUAAAUAUUUUUGGGCUUUCGAGUCUC
Tripterygium wilfordii is the source of this 786-nucleotide messenger RNA. Its product is annotated as non-specific lipid transfer protein GPI-anchored 1-like. Bases 27 to 590 code for a protein of 187 amino acids. The transcript is spliced from 2 exons. The record is from RefSeq and is a predicted model, not a curated record. Lineage: Eukaryota; Viridiplantae; Streptophyta; Magnoliopsida; Celastrales; Celastraceae.